AUGAACAAACGUCGCCGUUCCUCAUCUGUCUCGAGUUUCACCUCGGUUGGCCCUAUUCAGACGCACCAAAUCGAUGCCGUCACAGAGAUCGCGCGUCCUGAAGUUCUCUUCUUCCUGGAAAAUAUCGUCGUGAAAUCUGUUGAGAACUUUAUGCAGGAUGUGGAGAACGAUGUGAGGAUUCGAUCUUUCGAUAACUCGGAGGUCGGAUUCCCCUUCGGGAAUGUUCCAAUCAAAGCCAAAGGAAAGGACGUUACAGAAAAUAUGAUGUAUCCAGAACUGGAAAAAGGAUUCCAGAGCUGUAUAAGGGCGAACUGGGAUUCCAAAUUAUUAUCCCUGGAUACCCACAAUGCACGCCAACCCCUUAACACAGACUUGGGCUUUGAUAUCUCUGGGGCUCCAGAUCUGUUCCUUACCUUCGACAACGGCGUGGGAAGUAACGUCAAAUGGGGGCCCAGUCUAUUCUACUAUCCAGGAAUCAUUGUCGAAGUCAAACGCUCCAAAGACGACAACUUACCCAUAGAAUCGUUCCUCAAAGAUAGUAUCAAAUACAAUGAGAGGCAUAUCGAACUCUGCAAUCAGCUCUAUCGCUACAUCGGCCUUGGACUAUUCCCAAACAAUCCAUAUCGCCACCUCUAUUCCAUCACUGUGACGGGUCCAUUUAUGCGACUGUGGAAGUGGACCGCAAGUGGAGUUAUAGUCAGUGAUUCGCUCUCAUACACAAAAAAUGCCGAGCCUCUGGUCCGGUUCUUCCAUAUGAUUGGAAACCGACAUGCCCUUGGGCUCAACGUUCGCAAAUGGGUAGACGACGAUGGAACAGAAAGGGUAUUUGAGGCACAUAUGCAAUUUACUGAAUACGAGGGAAACGGCCACUUCAAAAAUAAUUUGCUCACAAUUCUCAACACGCACGACAAGUUGACAAACCCCCGAUCAGACAGUGGACAGUCCCAGGAUACAAAGAAUAGCUUUAUGUGGCAGUUUGCAUUCAAGGACCCUCUGAAGAAUAAGAGGGAAAACUACCUUGUUCUCAAGCAUCCCAUCUGGCGUGCAGCCGGCAUAUUUGGCCGCGGAGCAAGAAUGUACCUCUGCGUUGAGAGGGAGUUCUUCGAAACCAUGCACACUCAGAGCCCUAGCCAAGAACAAAUUUUGGACAACAUCAAGAUGUUGAAAACCAGCUGGCCCAUUGCCAGUCAUACUCACGAGGCUGAAUUCGUUAACAAAGCCAAAAAAGCCAAAGAAGCCAAACCCUCUCUCGGUCAGAUCUACCUACCCAGACUCUUAGCGCAUGGCAACCCGCCCGAGGCUGCGCAAUGUCUUGGGGAAUUUAUGACCACGGAGAGACUUGACACGCUGAAGGCUAUGGAAAACGGCAGCACUUUUGCUGGCGGACGAGUUGGUCGCUGGUUGCUCUUCAAUGACUUAGGGACGCCGAUCACCAACAUCAAGUCAACCAGGGAGCUUUUCACUGUUCUUCGCGAUUGUCUUCAAACCCACGCUAUGCUGUACUUGGAAGCCGGGAUCCUACAUCGUGAUAUCUCGGUGAACAGUGUCCUCAUCAAGAUCCGAUCAUCCACACCACGACGUGGCAUGCUUAUCGAUUUUGAUUUGGCAAGGGAUAUUAAAACCUUCGAGAUCGACUAUGAUAUCAUGGAAAAUGUAAAGCUAGUCGGCGGACUGGCAAAAAGCGUUAAAGAAGUCCCGGAGCCUGAGAUGACUGGUACCAUCCGCUUCAUGGCCAUUGCACUUGAUCAUCGACCACUGCACCGUGUUUGGCACGACUAUGAAUCCUUUUACUGGAUACUCAUUUACUGCGUCGUCCGUCAUGCCAAAAACGUCACACUUGUUUGGUCCCAUUUAAAAGGCUCUCUGAAGCUCAAUGGCGAAAACAACAAGAAUCGCAAACGGGCACUCACCGCGAUCUUCCGUGACAACAAUGCAACAGAUUCGACGGCAAGCAGAUCCAGUGCUGAGGGGAAACUUGAUUUCCUCCUAAACUGCACGCUCCUUGUUCCAGAUAAUGCCAAGCUCCAACAACUCAUCUCCACACUCACGCUCAUCCUGCGCCAAGUGUACAUAGCCAUCCUGGCUGUGGCACGUGCGCAAGAGGCGAUUAUAUAUGCACAUACCAUUUUUCGGGACUACUUGGGGGAUAUUAAUGGACUCUACUUUGAGUAUGCUAGUCCAUACGCGGUGGUGAGCAUUGAGGAUCUCAAGGGAUAUAAUAAAUCCCUGGGUCCCGCAAUGGAAAAUGCGAAAAAAACACUGCUCAAAGCGAUCGAACCCGAACCCAAAACAGGGGUAACAGAUCCCCCGAAGGAAGCAACCCCUCCCACGAAACCAACCCCCCCAAAGAAACUAGAUCCAAGUCUCGUUCCAUUGAUUCAAACCCUAGUCACCUACAUGGUUACGGAAUACGAGGCAGCUAAGCUUCAUACGGCAAGCCUCACGGUCUUUCCCGACUUCGGCACCUUUGUUAACGCAUUUUCUGUCGAGAAUGAACCAGCUUCUGCUGACGAUGUGGUACCUUACAAUCCAAACACGGAGAAGGAUCCAGAGGAUUCAGAGGAUUCAGAGGAUUCAGAGGAUUCGGAGGAUUCGGAGAUGGAAGUGUCCCACAAGCGUUUGAAGACGGACAACUAA
Molecule: messenger RNA, 2637 nt
Organism: Serendipita indica DSM 11827
Lineage: Eukaryota; Fungi; Basidiomycota; Agaricomycetes; Sebacinales; Serendipitaceae
Source: the annotation of a GenBank genome assembly